GGACGGACGACACGAGCGGCCGCACCCCGCGCCCGGCCCCCACCCCCGGCGCCCGCGUUGUCCGCGCGCCGCCCCUCUCUGCAUGGCACAAACUUUCCUCCCGGGACGCAGCACGCUGUCUCCGGGAGCCCGCGCCACGGUCGCCGCCGCCAGUUCCCCGAGCUGCCAAAAUGGGUUGUGGGUUGAACAAGUUGGAGAAGCGGGAGGAGAAGCGGCCUGGGAACAUUUACUCGACUCUGAAGAGACCUCAGGUGGAGACCAAGGUGGAUGUGGCCUAUGAGUACCGCUUCCUGGAGUUCACCACGCUGACUGCCGCGGAGCUGCCACAGUGCUCAGCCGUGAGGUUGACCUCUCUACGGGACCUGCCUGCCCAGCUCCUGGAGCUGUACCAGCAGGGCUUCUCGCUGGCCACUCUGCACCCCUUUGUGCAGCCGACACAGAGACAAGAAAAGACCCCUCUGGAGCACAUCUUUAGGGCCAUCCUGGUCAAGAAAACUGACAGAUCUCAGAAGAUGGAGCUUCACAAUGAAGGCUACAUCUUGGAAUUGGAUUGUUGCUCCUCCUUAGAACACCUGGCAGACCAAAAACUCAUCCCAGAGUUCACUAAGAAGGUGCAGGAUGCUGCCAGUCAGGGCCUGAAGUUUGUUGGUGUGGUGCCUCAGUACCAGUCCCCUGUGAACUCGGCGGGCCACAGCCCUCUCACAUUCACUACCAACAGCAUUGUGGAUUCCAGAGACAUGCAACAUGCUUGUGGGGACCGCACAUCCUUGGAGAAUGAGAACCCAAGGGCUGAGGAUGUGGGUGCUGCCCCUGCAGAGCCCAGCCUGGGCUCCACAGAGGAGGUGCCUGGGACUCAGCAGCCCAGCAGCCCCUCAGGAGAGGCCGAAGCUGGCGAGUUUCCACCACGGGGGGUGAGCUCAGUGCUCACCGGACCCCAGGGCGACCCCUUGAAUGUAUGUGAAGAGCCGCUCUUGAGGGAAUUGGAGAUCUUCGCCUUUUUCAACCGACCGAAGAGCCACCAGAAGUGCCGGCAGUACUAUCCCGUCACCAUUCCGCUCCGGGUUGCCAAGAAUGGCCAGACAGUGAGCAGUCUGGAUGCCAGCUGGCUGGAGCACAUGAGCGACCACUUCCGGAAAGGAGGCGUGCUGGUGAAUGCCGUCUUCCACCUUGGCCUGGUAAAUGAUUCCUUCCAUGGCCUGACAGAUGGAGUAUUCAUCUUUGAAGCUGUUUCCACAGAAGAUAGCAAAACCAUACAGGGCUACGAUGCUAUUGUUGUCGAACAAUGGACGGUCCUGGAAGGUGCAGAGGUGAAGACAGACUAUGUGCCCUUGCUGAACUCGCUGGCAGCCUACGGAUGGCAGCUCACCUGUGUGCUGCCAACUCCAGUCAUCAAGACUACCAGGGAAGGGAAUGUGUCCACCAAGCAGAUUGUCUUUCUUCAGAGACCGUGUCUACCUCAGAAAGCCAAGAAGAGGGAAUCCAAGUUUCAGUGGCGAUUCUCCCGUGACGAGAUACACAGCAGGCAGCUGAGGAAAUCCAAAGGUAAACUUGGCGCCAGAGACAAGCAGCAAGCAGAGGAGAACGAGAAGAAUCUCGAAGACCAGUUUCCCAAAGCCGGAGAUGGGGGAAACUUCAUGCCAGGGAGGCAGCGGUGGGGUGGGACCUCUGAUGUCAGGGAGGAAGGGCAAGGUUUGGGAGCUGUGCAGAACGGUCCUGCUGGCCACAGCAGGGUCCCAGAGGCCCCGCGGCACUCCGACCCCAGAGUGGAAGAGCUUGCUGCAGAACCCGCUCCAGCAGAGGCAAACUGAGUCAGUGAUUUGCCCUGGGCCUGGGACGUGGUGGCUAACCCCAGGCAGCUUGCUGGCAGCUGGUUUGUUAAGUGUGUUACUCUUUGGCUAGAUCUCUCCUUGCAAGCUCACCAGGCCCUGUGAGGGCUGGUCCCUGACAGUAAAGGUGUCAUAAUGACCCAGCUUUGUUAGAAUGCAAGGUCAGGCUAUUCUUUCUAGACCUCAGGGCUGGAGGCCCCGCCCUGGUCCCACUACUCCCUGAGGGAGGGUCUAGACCAUCCAGUGCCUGUACUGCCCCACAGUGCUCCAGGGUGCAUCUGGGUUAACUCCUUGGACAUCCUGACUACAAACCAAGGCUGUCACUCCAUCCCACACCCUGCUGCUCCAGGCAGCUACUUGGGGACUUUUAACCAUGAAGCCCUGAGGCUGCCCUUCCCCACCACAACCCUGCAGACUCUGCUCCUUUGGCAAAGGCAAUGACGUUGGGGAGGGGGAGGCACCGAAGCCUCCUGGCUUUUCUCAAAGUAGUCCUAUAGAUACUGGUGAUAUGGAAAGAAAGAGGUAAUUCUAUGUGCACCUGCUCUUGCAGAAUGUUCAAGAAAGUAUUCUGUGUUAGUAUUAAUGCCAAAAAAUUUUUAAGUUUUGUUUUGUAUUGAGCACAUCUAUGAUCUGUUCUGUCAUUCCAGGCACUUGGUUGGGUGCCCUCACGUGCUCUUUUCAUGGGUGUAUCAUUGGCUAAGUUGUUAACAUGUACGCUGUGUCUGUCACUUGUUUAUAGUGUCCAUAAAGUAUUGUUAAGGCUUUAGUAGAAGCAUCUGGCAAACCUUGGGGACAAAACGCCAAUUGUCUGGAUGGAAACGGUUAUCUGGAUGUCUCUUCUUUCUUGUUUAGUUACUUAAAGCAAUAAAUCAUCUGAGUUUAGA
This is a messenger RNA of Nannospalax galili (Upper Galilee mountains blind mole rat), 2710 nucleotides long. It is a transcript of the gene Rftn1, whose product is annotated as raftlin, lipid raft linker 1. The record is from RefSeq and is a predicted model, not a curated record. NCBI's taxonomy places the organism in Eukaryota, Metazoa, Chordata, Mammalia, Rodentia, Spalacidae. The transcript has 10 exons. The coding region runs from base 171 to 1808 and encodes 545 amino acids.